GCGAAGGCGGCCUAACCGGCCUAACCGGCGGCGGGAGAGGGAAAACCUCUGACCUCCGACCCUUCCGCCGCGCCGCCCCGGUGACCUUUGACCCUGGCGGAGGGCAUGGCCCAGCCCCCCCCGCCGCCGCCGCCCCCCCCGCCGCCCCCCCCGGCCCCCCCUCCCCCCGGCCGGGUCCUACGGGAUGCGUUAGAGCGGGCGGGGGCGGCGCUGGGCGGGGGCGGCGGCGUCCGGGAGCUGCUGCGGCGGCGGCGGGAGAGCUUCAGCGGCCCCCUAAAAUGGCUCCUCUUCCACCGCCCGGCACCCCCGCUCAUCCAGGAUGGACCCCAGUGCGGGCUGGUGGCCCUAUGGAUGGCGGCAUCGCUGCUGGCCCCGACCCACGGCGUGGGGCUGGGGGAGCUGGUGGAGGCGGCGCGGGCUCGGGGCUUCACCGCCCGCGGCGAGAUGUUCUCAGCAGCUGACAUGGCGAUGCUGGCCCAGGAGCUCUUCCCGUGUCGCGCCGAGCUGCUUUCGGGGGGUUUGGAGGGACCCAACCGCCCCCGCGUCCUGCGGCACCUUGUUUCGGGGCUCCCCCUCCUCGUCCCCUACGACGAGGACAGCAACCACGAGCCGUGCCGCCGCCGCGGCCACAAAGCACACUGGGCCGUGCUGACAGGUGUCAUGCUGGGUAUCCGGAGCGCGACGUUGAGCCCGACGUAUCGGCAGGACCCCGAAAUCCCCAACCUUUUCCACCCGCCUCCAUUUUGGGGGGAACGUGAUGUUUUGGAGGGGGUGGAAUUACUAUUUGAGGGGGGGGAUUUAUUUGGGGAGGGGGUUGAGGGGGUGCUGGUGCUGGCACAGCAGGGGAAGAGCCCCCGCUGCCAGCUUUGGGGGUUCGAGGGGCUCCACGACAGCAACGCCCAGCUCGGGGAGCUGAGCCCCCGGCGGGGGGCGGACGGCCAUCACUACGUGGUGCCGCCGGGGGGGCUGGGGGCCGGCCUGCGGGGGAGGGCCGUGCUGCUGCACCCCCCCAAUAAACACCUUUAAUUUUG
Messenger RNA from Phalacrocorax carbo (great cormorant), 1031 nucleotides. NCBI's taxonomy places the organism in Eukaryota, Metazoa, Chordata, Aves, Suliformes, Phalacrocoracidae. The record is from RefSeq and is a predicted model, not a curated record.